AGCCUCCUCCGUUCUUUUCGGACGCACUCCACCCCCGCGAGUCCGGUGAAAGCUGUGGCGUGGAGAGCCUGCUUCGUGGCCUCCCAGGCUUCGCCCUGGCCUCUGUCUGGGCUGGAUGGAGGCCGGACCGCGGUUCCUGGCGCCUGUGCAGAGAGGGGCAGCCUCCUGCGCGGACGACCCUGGAAACAGGGUAGACGGGCGGGUGACCGGUGACCCCGUACCCACGAGUUUGGGUCCCCUGAGGCAUCUCUCCAGGCCUCUGCCUGGCGAGAUGGAAAGAAAGUAUCAAGGAGUGAGCUGAAGCCACUGGCCUUGAGAACCCUGUCUAGGAGUCUGGCCUCAUGAAGAUGCCAGAAUAAAUGACAGUAAGAAGAAAAAGAGCAAAGAUAAGAGAAAAAGAGAAGAAGACGAAGAAACCCAGCUUGAUAUUGUUGAUGGGGCGGCCAGGCAGAGACGCUCCUCACUUCUUCCCAGACUGGGUGGCCAGGCAGAGGCGCCCCUCACUUCUAACCAGGCGGGGCAGCCGGGCAGAGGUGCUCCUCAUUUCCCAGACAGGGCGGCCGGGCAGAGGCGCACCUCGCUUCCCAGAUGAUGGGUGGCUGGGCAGAGGCGCUCCUCACUUCCCAGAUGGGGCGGCCAGGCAGAGACGCUCCUCACCUCUUCCCAGACUGGGUGGCCAGGCAGAGGCACCCCUCACUUCUAACCAGGCAGGGCGGCCAGGCAGAGGCGCUCCUCACUUCUUCCCACAUGGGGCGUCUGGGCAGAGGCGCUCCUCACUUACCAGAUGGGGCGGCCGGGCAGAGGCGCUCCUCACAUCCCAGACAAUGGGCGGCCGGGCAGAGGCGCUCCUCACUUCUUCCCACAUGGGGUGGCCGGGCAGAGGCGCUCCUCACAUCCCAGACGAUGGGUGGCCGGGCAGAGGCACUUCUCACUUCCUAAACGGGGCGGCCGGGCAGAGGCGCUCCUCAGUUCCCAGACAGGGUGGCCGGGCAGAGGCGCUCCUCACUUCCCAGAUGAUGGGCGGCUGGGCAGAGGCGCUCCUCACUUCCCAGAUGGGGUGGCCGGGCAGAGGCACUCCUCACUUCUUCCCAGAUAGGGUGGCCGGGCAGAGGCCCUCCUCACUUCCCAGACAGGGCAGCCGGGCAGAGGCACUCCUCACAUCCCAGAUGAUGGGCAGCCGGGAAGAGGCACUCCUUACAUCCCAGACUAUGGGUGGCCAGGCAGAGACGCUCCCCACCUCCCAGAUGGGGUGGCAGCACGAGAGAGGCUGCAAUCCCAGCACCCUGGGAGGCCAAGUCAGGCGGCUGGGAGGCGGAGGCUGCAGCCAGCCAAGACCACGCCACCGCACUCCAGCCUGGGCAACACCGAGCACCGAGUGAGUGAGCCUCCAUCUGCAGUCCCAGCACCUCGGGAGGCUGAGGCGGGCAGACCGCUGGAGGUCAGGAGCUGGAGACCAGCCUGGCCAACAUGGCGAAACCGCGCCUCCAGUCAAAGGACAAAAACCAGGCAGGGGUGGUGGCGCGUACCUGCAAUCCCAGGCAGCCCGCAGGGCAAGGCAGGAGAAUGAUGGGUGCCGGAGGCAGGGAGUCUGCAGUGCGCGGACUAUACUCCAGCCUGGGCAACAGAGGGAAGAAAGAGGAAACAAAGAAAGAAAGGAAGAAAGAAAGAAGGAAGGAAGGAAGGAGAAAGAAAAGAAAGAAAAAAAGAAAGAAAGGAGAGAGAGAGAAAGAAAAGUCGGUUGUCUCUUAAAGGAAGUACUUCACAGGAAAAAUCAUUAUUUUGUGAACUCUGAAAUGAAUGAAAAUCUUAAAUACAACAUCAGGGUAGCCUGUAAAUGAUACUAGAAAUAAACUGACCUAAACACACUUAACCAGCCUAUUUUCCGUUUUGUUCUUUCCAUACAUUUUUUUUUCUCUUUUAAAACUUGGAAAGUUGCAUUUUGAAUCUUCAUAAAUUAUGGUAACUUAAAAAAUAUAUAAAAUAUGGAAUGAUAUAAAGCUAAUGUUCUGGAAGAAUCAUUGCUUUCAAAAUGGCAAAUCGACAAUUCUAAAGUUAGGGUAGAUAUCUAGGGUAGAUACGUAGAUGUGGAAUUGCUGUGUCAAGGGAUAGGUGAAUGUUUAACCAUAUAAGAAACUGCCAAAAAUUUUCUAAAGUGGUUGUACCAUUUUACCCUCCCACCAAGAAUGAAUUAGUGCUCCAGUUACAUCCUUGCCAAGAGUUGAUGGUGUUUUCAGUCGUUUCUCCCAGUCUGAGUUUUACCUUUUCAGUUUCUUAAUGGUGGUUUUUGGAUGAGCAGCUUUUUUUUUUUUUUUUUUUUUUUUGAGGCAGAGUCUUACUCUGCCUCCCAGGCUGGAGUGCAGUGGCGCGAUCUCGGUUCAUUGUAAGCUCCACCUCACAGGUUCAUGCCAUUCUCCUGCCUCAGCCUCCCGAGUAGCUGGGAGUGCAGGUGCCCGCCACCACGCCUGGCUAAUUUUUUGUGUUUUUAGUAGCAACGGGGUUUCACCAUGUUAGCCAGGAUGGUCAGAAGCUUUUAAUUUUUAUAAAGCUUAGUUUAUUUUUUUUUCUUUUAUGGUUACUGCCUUAUCUCUUUGAUCUAAGAGAUCCUUGCUUACCCCAAAGUCAGGAAAAUAUUCUACAUUGUCUUUUAGAGGCAUCAUAGUUUUAGUUUUUGCAUUAAAUCUGUCAUUCAUCUCAAAUUUUGGCAUGACGUUGUGAGUUCGGUUUCAAGAUUUACUUUUUUUUUUGACAUCUUGAUAGUUGUGCCAGCACCACUGGUGUUUCCUUUUUCCAUUAAUCCACUUUGGUACCUUCAUAACAAAUCAAUUAACUUCCUAUGUAUGGGUCUAUUUCUGGACUCUGUUCUAUCGAUACGUUUGUCUGAUUUUCUAUUGGUAUAUUUCUCUUGAUUGCUGUAAUUUCAUGAAGUCUUGAGAUCAGGUAGUGUGAGUCCUCCAACUUUGUACUUAUUAACUAUUAAUUUAUUAAUUUCUGCAGUGAAGCUUGUUGGAUUUUCUCAAGAACUGUAUUGAGUCCAGAUCAUUUGGGAGAGAAUCAACAUCUUAAUAUCGGGCCUCAAUAUUUCAUAAUUUUCAAUGUAGCAGUCUUUCAUGCCUGUUUAAACAUUUAUUCUUAAGUAUUUUAUAAUUUUACACUACUGUCAAUAGAACCUUUGAAUUUGAUUUUCCAGUUGUUUGCUGUCAGUACGUAGAUAUGCAAUUGACUUUUGUGUAGUGACUUUGUAGUCGAUAAGUCUGUUUCACUUAUUACUUCUAGUGGUUUGCUUAUAUAGAAAACUAAGAAAUUUGCAAUUGUGUUUCCUGUUACUAUCAUUUUACUUCUUUCUUUCUAAUCCUUGUGUCUUGUCUUUCUUUUUAUUGGUUUAUUAUACU
Symphalangus syndactylus (siamang) is the source of this 3389-nucleotide messenger RNA. RefSeq names its product protein FRG1-like. Gene Ontology annotation, molecular function: actin filament binding. Gene Ontology annotation, cellular component: nucleolus; catalytic step 2 spliceosome; striated muscle dense body. The record is from RefSeq and is a predicted model, not a curated record. Lineage: Eukaryota; Metazoa; Chordata; Mammalia; Primates; Hylobatidae.